UGAAAAGGGGGCUCUUGUCCAUCACCGUCCGAGGGUUUCUUCCCUCCCUCCAACCUAAACGCCCGUUAGGUCCUCCCACUCCCCUCCCGCCGCGAUGGUGGUUUGAUGUCUGCAGGUACAAUCGGAUCGAAGCAAUUGGCGGAAAGGACCAAAGGGGUACAGGUACCUUAUCAACCGACCACUGCUAGUGAAGAGCCGCAUUCUCCUCUCUCAGCCCGCGGCGUGACAAGCUUCAUCACGGCAUCCCAAAAGUCGGACCGCAAUGGCGCAACCCUCGAAACGAGACCGGCCAAUUUUAGACGAGCUGCUAGUUUUUUCACCAAAAGUGCAAGGCUCUCUCUCCUUCUUCUCCCCUUGUCCCCCACAGUUGUGAAAUUUGACCCCAUUUUGGGCUGCCAUUCGCAAUGCCCAAAGUGCAUUUCCACACAAUCCUGGAUCGCUUUUUUGGGGGUUCUCUUCAUCUUUGGAGCCUGGGUCAGGUGUCGACAAGUACAUAUCGAUCCUCAUGACUCGUUUACCUAUGGACCGACAUCGAUCGAUCGAAAACCGGAAACUCGUACACUACAGUGCUCACCAACAGCAGAUGGGACUCCCACGUCCCUGAAAUAGGGAACAAGGGACUCUUUGAAAUGAUCAUCAACGCGCAGCGGUAUUUACCGAUAUAGCAGAUAUGAAUACUCGGGGCGUUACAAUCUCUCGCUAUGUCGCCCAUCGGUAUCUCUCUUGGCUACUCAGCCAUAGUCUCAUGAUGGGUGAUGGGCAACAAGAUCUUCUCGCAACUGUCAUGGAGCCGCUAACACCAUCCUGGUGAGGCCGGGCGCUGGAGCUGUUAACGAGUUCCCCUUUUCGCCAUGUCAGUUUCUGGCUGUCCCAGCCGUGGACCCGUGGUGGCACACCCACCUGGCGGGGCCACUUCGGACAAGGGCGAUAAAGGCGGUGGGUUCCUUGGUGGAGACAAUGCAAAACCUCAUGGAAGGACCAGGAUUCAAAUGACGUGUGUCGUCGCUUUUCACCAUUUCGACUGGUCAGGAACGUCGCGACAACCACAAUCUGGGAGCAAACCUGGGAGCCAAACCUGGAAAGCGGAACUUGCGAAACUCGACGAGUCCCACUGAAGUGGCGGAACUGCGGACGGCAAUACCUUACCGUUGCCGCGCCGCUUGCAACCAGCUGCCCGCCCGCAACCGGCUUGCACAAAGCGACGGACAGGCUUGACACACACAGGCACAGCGCUGUUCUUGCAGUAACCGCAGUAGCCAAAGAAUUCACCGAGAGCCGCGACCAGCCAAUUCCACUUCCUCUUGUUCGUACCCUGACCACAUACUUCAGGGGCAACUGGGCAAUUUGCGUCGACUGUUCUAGCCGCCCGCGAGCACCUUGUCCAGAGCAACGCUGAGAUCACCAUAAGAUGCCGAUCAAAAGUGGAAGGACGCGCUCAGAGCGCUCAAUCGACGCACGGGGGGGAUACGAGUCCAGGUGAUAUCACAACCACAACACGUGCCCUGGUCUUUCUCAUCGGAAAUUUUCAGCGAAGCAAAGCCUCACACGGGUCGAAUAUAGUGUCCUUAGUCGGAGGUUUUGAGACUGUUGAAACAAGAGGGACAGUACCCUUUCAGCCAAAAAGACAGGGCAAGACAAAACAAGGAAAGACAUCCAUGCUUUGACAGGACGCCUUGAAUCUUCGAGGUGCAUCUCCACUGGACUAGCCCGCCCUUGCGGAUGCCUUGUUUGGGAUAACCGAUCGUCGCUUCGGCCGCCUCCACCAGCCCGCCGCCCGGGGGGCCGGGGCCUUAACACCACGACCAUCAUCGACGCUAACACCAACAAUUUGGGUGUCCUCGGUCUGAGACGGUACCUGGCUCCAGCUGCCCUGCUGCCAACACUCCUCGCCGUCCAAUCAUCAAUGACGCUGACAAGGACACGGAAAUCGGAUGGGAACAAUGCAAGUACAGGUACAUACCUACUGGUCUGGCAGCACAUGUGGCAUGAUAGCUCGUUGCUACCGGCUGGACGCAGUAGAGCGGGCGUGGGCGUGGGCGAGCCGCUGUAUACCUUAUCAUUUGUUUUUUUUUUUUUUUUUUUUUCCGCCCAUGGUUCUUGGCCAGCAUGUGUCAUAUCUCCUCCAUCGUCCAUGAACAUCCAUUCCACUCACCCUCUCCUGCUGAUCCAGUCCCUAUUCCCUCUUUGUUUGUGUACUCGCUUAAUUCCGGUGCUAGUGUACAUACCACCACAACCUGCACAUACCACAGCCUCUACACCACUGUCCAAGGCCGGAACCUUGCCUUCUCAACUCCUUUAUCUCCAUCCCUGUUGUUGAUCAACGUCUGUUGACGGCCGACCCCCACGACGCAGCCAACUCCCAGUCACAUCACGGGCAGUCCAGAGACACCUCUCCUUCCGAGAUUAUCAUUCACCUUAUUUCUCCUUCUUCCUCAGUUCCACGUUCCUCGAAUCUCUCCACGACGAUCCGAAACCAGUCUGGAGCCUCGCCAUUAUUAGCACCAGAGCUCCAAGACAUCUCAACCAACUCUGACAUCAUCAAUCUUGGGAUACUUGUGGGAAGGGCAAAGUAGCCCUCUCGCCCGUGAGAGGGCGUUGCUGUAGCCAUGGUUUCUGCGCAGGAUCAGGGUGAUAUCGGCGGGGCCAGCAACAGCCGGAGUGGAAGUGAUAGUGAGACAACCCUCCAGGGAGUUCAGGGAGGAAUUGGGGUUGAACCAUCUGGGGGUGGAAACGGGGAGGGCAGCAGUAGCACCAGCCAGAAUGCCAGCGCCAACAUCAGCGCAACUGCGACACCUCUACCGGAGCAACCGCUACUUGCGCCACAGAUCCCCCACCUUCAGCUUCCAAAGGGAAAAGAGAAGAAGCGAGUUGGCUUCCUUAGCGAUAGACCACCAGGACAGGCCGGUGGCCCACCAGCCCCCCAGGUAGUCGUCACUCCGGAUGGACAGGAGCAUACUGCACAGGAUUACUUCUCCUCGCCCAUCCACGACUACGACUUUGCCACGACCCCUCCGCACCACACCUUCGGCCCUCCAGCAAAACGCGACUCCUUUAAUAAAGAUGAGGUUACGGCUGCCCUAGCCGAGAUCUUGAGGCCCGAGCUCAACAACCAGGCCAGUUCCGCCCAUCCCGUUCGGCCACGUCCUGUUCUUCGCAAAAACACGACAACUGUUCCCGAUCCUCAACCCGAUAUGCUCAAGCCUCCCCAUCGAUCCGAGGUGGAAGCACGUAACCGCGCCGACAAGCUUGCCCACGCCGUCGGCACUUCAUCAGUCGGUGCGUCUCGAAGAAACUCGUUUGCUGGCAAUGAUAGCGACUCUGGAGACGAAACCACCCUCAACGGAAACGUACCGCCAAUUGGUAUCUCUAUCAGUCGCGACUUUGAGGCGCAGGAUCAAGACGACUCCCACAGCCUCCGCGCUCGCAGGAAAUCACAGCAAGUCGCCAAUGAUCUGGUCCGGAAGCAUACACGCCGCAUCAGCGCUUUCAACGCUCUCAGCCGCCCACAAACCGCCCAGAGCACGCACGUGUCUGGAACUGCAACACCAAUCCCUCACGACCUGGACUAUGUACCUCGCCCAGACAAGUAUAGGGGUGGUAUUCUGGGGAACUUGCUCAAGUUAUACAACGCAGAAGAGACGGCAGGCGCAGGAACGUCUGGUGGCUCCAGUACCAUGACCACCCCAAGUCAGACACCGAACAGAACGCCAACAACGACUCCUCCUACCUCGAGGCCCAGUACUCCCAAGACGGACAAGGAUCGGGGAAGAAGCCGCGGGUUUCGAUCAUCGUCCACAUCGAGGCUCAUGGAAUCGUCCUUCAUGUUUGCUGUCCCCGGUGCCGGAAAAGAGGUAGCCGAAGCUACGGAAAAGGCUAAGCAGGAAAAGGACAAGACCAAAAGACGGUCGAGAUCGAGACUCAGAGCCGAUAAGCAAAAGCUGGAAGAGUUCCGCAUCACCAAACACAUUGCAGAGAUUAUCAGCCGCCAUCGGUACCUCUUGAAGCUGUGCAACGCGUUGAUGAUGUACGGUGCACCCACACAUCGCUUGGAAGCCUACAUGAGAAUGUCCGCCCGCGUCCUUGGCAUCGAAGGCCAAUUCAUGUACCUGCCGGGAACCAUGAUCAUUUCAUUCGACGACAGCAACACUCACACUACCGAGAUGAAAAUUGUGCGCAGUAAUGCCGGCGUCGACCUCGGCAAGUUACGCGACGUUCACGAAGUCUACAAACAGGUCGUACAUGAUCUCAUCAGCGUCGAUGAGGCUACAACGCGAUUGAACGACAUUACGAAUCGGAAGAACAAGUAUCCAACUUGGCUGCGUGUUCUGCUCUUUGGUGUGGCUUCCGCGACGGUGGCCCCUUUUGGUUUUGAGGGUCGGUACAUCGACAUGCCUAUCGCCUUCAUUCUCGGAUGCAUGGUUGGCAUCUUGCAGCUUUAUAUUGCGCCUGCGAACGAGCUGUACGCAAACGUUUUUGAAAUCACGGCCGCUCUCCUCACAUCCUUCUUCGCGCGUGUUUUCGGAUCGCUCCAAAAUGGAGACUUGUUUUGCUUCUCCUCACUUGCACAGUCUUCAAUUGCUCUGAUUCUUCCGGGUUACAUGGUUCUUUGUGCAAGCUUGGAGCUACAAAGUCAUUCCAUGAUAUCCGGUUCGGUCCGCAUGGUUUACGCACUCAUCUAUUCGCUGUUCCUUGGCUAUGGCAUCACUAUCGGAUCCGUUAUUUACGGAUACAUGGACCACAAUGCAGUCAGUACCGUUCAUUGCAAGAUUGGUUCUGAGUGGUACAGCAAACGGCCAGACCAGAACUACUACAUUUUGUUUGUGUUGCCUUUCACGCUGUGUCUUUGUGCCAUCAAUCAGGCCAAGUUCAAGCAGCUUCCAGUCAUGGUUAUCAUCUCCCUGGCAGGCUACUGCGUGAACAGCUUUUCAUCUAGGUACUUUUCAGGAAACACGACCCUUUCCAACUCAUUGGGUGCUCUCUGCAUUGGAGUCCUGGCAAACCUGUAUUCACGGGUGGGCCGUGUAGUACAAAACAAGUUCCUCGAUUGCUGGGAAAAGAUCUUUGAGCCGCGCAUCGCUCGUCUCAAGGGAAAGCACAGGCGUUUAUAUUCCACGGAAGGAGGAUCCAACAGCUCCUUCCGGAAGGACCAAGACCCUGAGUUGGGCCUACCGGCAGAAAAAUCCGCCGCAGCCCCUCACAAACACACUCGCCAAAUUGGAUACGGGCUUGCCGCUGCCGCCAUGUUACCCGCCAUCUUCGUACAGGUACCCUCGGGCCUGGCCGUCAGCGGCUCGCUCCUCAGUGGCGUGGCGAGCGCCGACCAGAUCACUCGCAACGAGACGCUCUCCGCCGAUGGACAGACGUUCACCCGGGGCGCGCAAACGGCAGACCUGAACAGCACGGCUUUCAACGUCUUAUUCAGCGUCAUUCAGGUCGCUAUCAGCAUCUCGGUUGGGCUAUCUCUGAGUGCUCUGAUUGUUUACCCAUUUGGAAAGAGGCGGAGCGGUCUCUUCAGUUUCUAGAGUUUAACCUUUUUACAUUACAAGCCAUAAAGUUGGAGUUGUGCGAGACGGAGAAGGAGAGAGAAUUUCCCCAUAGCAAACAUCAUGGAUGGAAAAUGACUGGAGGCAUAAAGAUAUGCUCAUGAUCUAUUAGCAAAAAGCGGUGGUGUUGAGUGCGGUUUUUUUUUUUUUUGGAUUUGGUUUUUUUGUCUUUUUUUUCCCUUUGUUUUACCGAAUAUUGGGUCUGACUUUUUCUUCUUGGGAAUGAUUAUGAAUGAUGGCGUUCUGGGCUUGGAUAAAGAUAUCAACUCAUACCGGCAGAGGUACAGAAAUAGAUGGCAGAGGGUUACAAAGGGGAAGGUACAGGUACCUAACAGUUUAAAGUUUAUACCACAACAAUAUUGAGAGUUAACACGGACAAUAAGCAAUGGGGUUACC
Neurospora crassa OR74A is the source of this 5939-nucleotide messenger RNA. RefSeq names its product DUF1212 domain membrane protein. Lineage: Eukaryota; Fungi; Ascomycota; Sordariomycetes; Sordariales; Sordariaceae. The record is from RefSeq and is a predicted model, not a curated record. Gene Ontology annotation, molecular function: transmembrane transporter activity. Gene Ontology annotation, biological process: transmembrane transport. The transcript has 3 exons. Bases 2607 to 5522 code for a protein of 971 amino acids.